This is a messenger RNA of Erigeron canadensis, 579 nucleotides long. RefSeq names its product dirigent protein 4-like. The record is from RefSeq and is a predicted model, not a curated record. Bases 1 to 579 code for a protein of 192 amino acids. The transcript has a single exon. Lineage: Eukaryota; Viridiplantae; Streptophyta; Magnoliopsida; Asterales; Asteraceae.
AUGGAAAGAAUAGUUAUCUUUGCAUGCUUGCUUUCUGUUGUCUUGAUGAGCUCUAGCUCCCCCACGGCGGUGAUGGGUAAUUAUUACUCCAAGAGCCGCGUGGUUCCUGUUCCACAUACCCAAAAGAAAACCAAUCUCCAUUUCUUCAUGCACGACAUCCUUUCAGGCAACAACCCUUCCUCUGUCCUCGUGGCAAAACCAAACGGAACAGUUGUCGGAGAAGGCAACGUGGGCCCGUUUGGAGCAGUUUACGUGUUCGAUGACCCACUCACGGUGGGACCCGACCCAAAUUCAGAGGUUAUUGGUAAUGGACGUGGGCUGUACGCUUCAACCAGCCGUGGGUCAGACCCUACCUUGUUGCUCAAUGGCGAUUUGGGGUUUACGAGUGGUGAGUUUAAUGGGAGUUCCAUAAGUUUGUUUUCAAGGGAUCCGAUAUUUGGGGUGAAAGAGGUGGCCGUGGUUGGCGGCAGAGGCAAGUUCAGGAUGGCUCAAGGGUUUGCUUUGCUUAAUGCCGUUUAUGCAAAUGCUACAACUGGUGAUGCCAUUCUUGAAUUUCAUGUCACCAUCUUUCACCAAUGA